AUGACUGCGGAUUAUCAAGCGCUAGAUACAGGCGCAGCUGCCGAUGAUUCAAACGUAGCGGCCAUGAUUCGCUCUCACAGACGCGAUACCUGGAGUCGGCUUGCCCGCGGAAUAACAGGGCCAGGCACUUACAAUGGAAGGAGUCACCGGCGUGCCGGUGCCAACGCAGUGACACAUACAGAAAGGUGGGGGCGCAAUUCGCGGCGAUCGCGACAGGGAAUGAGAUCCUACAGACAAACCGCAAACAAAAUUCCGAUAAGCAAACGCGGAGAAAAGCAAGAAAGCCGUAUUAUGGGGGGGCGGAGGCUUGCAGAGAGCGACCAUUCUAUUAACCAGUUGAAACCGCAGAACGGGCGGGCCCCUCUAGCGAGAAAUGACAAGGUAUCCCAGGCGAGCAAUGCAUUCAACGAUGUGGACUAUCCUAGUAAGUUCCCGGCAGGUGGAGUGCAGCCCUCUGAACACAGGCAGCAUAUCGCUCAUGCGGGAUGGCGCAGUGAAAACACAAUUCCCAUUGGUAAUUCUCCGCAGACACAGGUCUACGGUGAGGCAAUGUGCGAUACAAGCACGAGGCCUGCCAAUUCCGUGACACCGGAGAGGCUUUCUGAUCCCUCGUUUGGCGUUGAACCGAAGCCAACUGAGCUAGCUGGCAAACGUGCUGCUGACCGCUUUACCAGGAUUCAAGAAGCAAACGGGAUCGAAUUCUGGAUGGGAAAAGCUGUGAGGAGCGCGGCGCUUACCGCCGCGACCAUUCAGCACUUUAUCGACGAAACCCGCAGGAAGGCUUCGGCAUCGGAAGCAUACCUGGAGCAGCACAUCAACGUGGUGAACAGCCUGGCGGCCAGAUUUAUGCGAUUCAACAACGAGAUGAGACUAGCGAUUGAAAAAGCCGCGGAUUACCCCGACCUGCAGAAACAAAUGGCUGUGUACUGGCUGGAGCACAUUAUUGUUCAGCAGCUGCUCAUUUUCAGAGAAAUCCGCGUGGCAGUAUUAGGACAGCAGCCUACUCUUGCGGUACCGUCUUCGUUAGUUGCUUUCUGA
This is a messenger RNA of Besnoitia besnoiti, 1038 nucleotides long. RefSeq lists its product as uncharacterized. The record is from RefSeq and is a predicted model, not a curated record. The transcript has a single exon. Lineage: Eukaryota; Apicomplexa; Conoidasida; Eucoccidiorida; Sarcocystidae. Bases 1 to 1038 code for a protein of 345 amino acids.